This is a messenger RNA of Lathyrus oleraceus (garden pea), 637 nucleotides long. RefSeq names its product phosphoribosylformylglycinamidine cyclo-ligase, chloroplastic/mitochondrial. The coding region runs from base 67 to 315 and encodes 82 amino acids. NCBI's taxonomy places the organism in Eukaryota, Viridiplantae, Streptophyta, Magnoliopsida, Fabales, Fabaceae. Gene Ontology annotation, cellular component: cytosol. Gene Ontology annotation, biological process: adenine biosynthetic process; 'de novo' IMP biosynthetic process. The record is from RefSeq and is a predicted model, not a curated record. The transcript is spliced from 3 exons. Gene Ontology annotation, molecular function: phosphoribosylamine-glycine ligase activity; phosphoribosylformylglycinamidine cyclo-ligase activity.
UUGUUUUGAUUUUGAGUAGGUGAUUCAUAUCUCGUUGCUGGUACUGAUGGUGUGGGGACGAAGUUGAUGCUUGCUUUUGAAACCGGCAUUCAUGACACUAUUGGGAUUGAUCUGGUUGCAAUGAGCGUCAAGGACAUUGUUACUUCAGGGGCAAAGCCUUUGUUUUUCCUUGAUUACUUUGCUACCGGCCACCUUGAUGUAGAUGUUGCUGAGCAGGUUAUAAAAGGAAUUGUCAAUGGUUGUAAGCAAUCUGAUUGUGCUCUUCUAGGUGGAGAGGUAUUGAAGUAUUUGUGUUUUUUUAUUAUCAGUAUAUAAUCAGAUGUCAUGUAGUGUAGUUUUGCCAAUCCAUAGUCUCUAACCAUUCCAGGUUCUUUUUUUUGUAAGCAAACUAGUUAGGUGCUUCUUGUUUAAUUGUACAUUACUUAUAAGACCUGUUCAAUUGCUUCUUGUUGUUGUUUUAUUUGCUGCUUCUGGAAUCUAGAUUUAUUCUACUUGACAUUUUAUUCAAUCCACUUUAGAUUAUUGCAAUUUUACAUUGUCAUAAAUUAUAUAAGCUCACAAACAUAUUAGAUACACAAUCUCUUAUCUCACAUCCUCAGCUGCGUGUCAGUAUUAAUACGGAUGAAUAUAGAAUGUG